Molecule: messenger RNA, 1035 nt
Organism: Chrysochloris asiatica (Cape golden mole)
Lineage: Eukaryota; Metazoa; Chordata; Mammalia; Afrosoricida; Chrysochloridae
Gene: TMEM268
Product: chromosome unknown open reading frame, human C9orf91
Exons: 8
Coding region: 1-1035 (344 amino acids)
Source: RefSeq, a predicted model, not a curated record
AUGGCCUGUGAGCCCCAGAUGGAUCCUGGAGGGGUGGCCAGCCCAUUGCCCACCUCUUCCCCUGGCUGGAGUGCUCUACCUGUGGGAAACCCUCCCGGUUGGGGGCAAGAACUUGGUAAUGGCCAGGUCCUCACAGUUCUCCGGAUCGACAAUACCUGUGCACCCAUCUCAUUCGAUCUGGGAGCUGUAGAAGAACAGCUGCAGACCUGGGGUAUUCAGGUCCCCGCUGACCAGUACAGGAGCUUGGCUGAGAGUGCACUUCUGGAGCCCCAAGUGAGAAGAUACAUCAUCUACAACUCGAGGCCCAUGCGACUAGCCUUCGCUGUGGUUUUCUACGUGGUGGUGUGGGCCAAUAUCUACUCAACCAGCCAGAUGUUUGCUCUGGGGAAGCACUGGGUGGGUGUGUUGCUUGUCACUCUGGCUGCCGUGACCCUGACCUUGACCCUUGUGUUCAUCUUCGAGAGACAGCAGAAGAAGGCUAACACCAACACGGACCUCAGGCUGGCAGCUGCGAACGGAGCCCUCCUGAGACACCGUGUGCUACUAGGGGUUACAGACACGGUGGAAGGCUGUCAGAGCGUGAUCCAGCUCUGGUUUGUCUACUUCGACUUGGAGAACUGCGUGCAGUUUUUGUCUGACCAUGUUCAAGAAAUGAAGACUAGCCAAGAGUCCUUGUUGAGAAACAGAUUGAGCCAAUUAUGCGUUGUCAUGGAGACUGGGGUGACCCCCAGGGUGGUGGAGGGGCCGGAGAACCUGGUGGAGGAAGCUCCUCUCCUGCCCAGUAGCCCUCGUCCCACGGAGAGACCACUCUUGCAGACUGAAUUCCGUCAGCUUGUUCCUGAGGGUGAACCGGAGGAAAUGGCUCGACAGUUGCUGGCGGUGUUUGGUGGCUACUACAUCCGGCUCCUGGUGACCUCUCAACUCCCCCAGGCAGCGGGGACACGACACACAGACUCUGUGAAGUCUCCAUGCCCCUGCCAGCUCAUAGAAACCCACAUCUUGGGCACAGGGUGCUGCCCGUUCCUGGCCAGGUGA